Ruditapes philippinarum (Manila clam) is the source of this 1623-nucleotide messenger RNA. RefSeq lists its product as uncharacterized. Lineage: Eukaryota; Metazoa; Mollusca; Bivalvia; Venerida; Veneridae. The transcript is spliced from 13 exons. The coding region runs from base 148 to 1623 and encodes 491 amino acids. The record is from RefSeq and is a predicted model, not a curated record.
GUUAGAAUAACACAGCUUUUCAUCAGGGUUUAUAUUUUCCUUCUUCCUCUUAUAGAUGCUUGAUGUGAUGGUACAGGAAGCCGGAUUAGAUACUAUACAAAGAGAGCUGAAAGUACAUUGCGGUAAAGAAGUAGUCAGCGAUGAAAGAUGAAGUCAACGAUAGUGGAACUUAUUUGUGUAUUGUUCCUUUGUGUUUCUGCAAUCAACAGGGCAGGUUCCUUGGAGUGUUACAUUUGCUCUAAUGCUCUAAAUAUAAAUGAAUGCAAGUCAACGGAAAUAUGUGUGGAAGGGCAGGUUUGUUUCAAAAAGCGGGACUACACAAACCAGGUUCAGUUUGACAUGGGAUGCAUUGACAAAGAGAGUUGUGGUACAUACUUUACAAGUCAAAAUGCUUCAGAAAAUGCAAAAAUGAGCGCUGAAAAGACAAGUUAUUGCUACGAGUGUUGCUCCAGGCAAAAAUGUAAUGAGGAUCUUUGUGACUAUCUUCCAAACUCCUUGUGCCAAGAUGACAAGUCGGUUGAUUGUGCUAAAUUGAACUCGAUGUUUAGCAUUUGUAAGGUUACAAGUCAAGCAAAGAAGAUUUGUCCAAAAUAUUGCAAUCUCUGCAAUCUGGUGGAUGGAAAUUGGUCUCCAUGGUCAAAAUGGUCAUCAUGUGACGUCACUUGUGGGCUAGGGUCACUGUUCCGACAUCGGUCUUGUACCAACCCAGCACCGCAAAAUGGGGGCAUUGAUUGCCCUGGUAAAGAAACCGAGCGAAAUACGUGUCAACUGAAGUUAUGUCCAGUACACGGUGGAUGGAGUUCAUGGGGCAACUGGGGAAAAUGUUCAGCAACUUGUGGUGUAGGAAUGCGAACACGUAGACGAUCAUGUACCAACCCACGUCCACAGCGUUUUGGGGACCACUGCUUCGGCGACAAUAUUGAUGAUGAAUUGUGUAACAGUGAAUCUUGUACAGAUAGAGAACGGAUAUUUGUACCAGACACAGAUUGCUAUGAUAUAAAUAAACAUGAGGGCAAGAAAAUAAGUGGAGUAUACAACGUACGUCUAUGGAAAACAGGCAAAGUCAUACCUGUGUAUUGCGACUUUGAUACAGAUUCGGGAGGGUGGACGGUCUUUCAAAACCGAUUCAAUGGCAGCAUUGAUUUCUACAAAAGCUUUAGUGAUUAUGAAAGGGGAUUUGGUUCUGUACAUGGCGAAUUUUGGUUAGGUCUUAAACAUAUCUACGAAAUGGUGUCCCAUGGGAAAACAGAGUUAAGGAUGGACAUGAUCGCGGCUAACGGGACAUCUGCAUACCAAACAUUCAUAAACUUUCGCCUUAGUGAUAGUCCGUAUUAUACUAUCCAUAUUGAUAAAGGAGUUGGAAAUGUAGGUCUUGGCAUGGGAUUAUUAUGCAGCUAUGGUAGUUAUUUUUCAACCUACGACGUUGAUCAAGAUAGAAGAGGAAUUCAUUGCGCUGUCAAUUAUCAUGGUGGUUGGUGGUACAGUGCUUGUGUUUCGGCUAAUCCUAACGGAAAAUAUGCAACUCCAGGAACAAAUAUCGGCUUCAAGGGCAUGUACUACUUCCCAUUUACAAAAAAUAAAGAUUCGCUGAAAGCAGCUAAACUGAUGUUUCGAAGAGUUUAA